UGAUACGUAAACAUAACUGUUACGCCGCUGCUGUCUGUACACGUCGCCGCUCCGGGUACCUUUGGUUGGUCGUAGUUUUCCUUUUUCCUGAACACCUUUGCCCACAUCCUCGACGUCCGUCCGCGCUCUCGUUUCUUGUGCCUUUUCCCGUAAUCUCCAGUGCAACUAUGGGCAAAAAAGACAAGAGUGCCGAGAGUCUGUUCACCAAAGAGGAAGAACAACUGCUGUCGGAUUUCAGCAGAAAUGUUUCUACCAAAUCCUCCGCGCUGUUCUACGGCAGCGCUUUCAUGGUUUCCGCACUGCCAAUCUGGCUAUACUGGAGAAUUCACAUGAUUGAAAUGAUGCCGGCACUCCUUUGGUUCAUACUCGUCACUUUAGGCAGCACGUAUCUCAUUGCUUUCGCUUACAAAAACACCAAAUUCAUACUGAAACACAAGAUUGCGAUUAAGAGAGAGGAAGCCGUGACUAGAGAAAUCACCAGGAAGUAUGCUGAUGAUAAGAAAAUUAGCAAGAAGGAAAAGGAUGAAAAAGCGUUAUUCCAGAAAAAUGAUGUUGCUGAUUAUGAAGCUACUGCAUUUUCAAUUUUCUACAACAAUGCUUUAUUUUUGGUCAUCGUUGUCUUGCUUAGUUUUUAUCUCCUGAAAGGAUUCUCGACAACAGCUAAUUACAUAUUUUCUGUUGGAAUUGCCAGUGGAUUAAUCGCUUUGUUUUCCACUGGAACUCAGUAAAUAUACUACGUCAAACAGGAAGGGCAUGUCUUACACCUCAACAUGUUUGAGUUCCAAGUUGUAAGAGCAGAACUGGACUAUAAAAAUUGUGUAUACAAAUUGUAAUAAUAUAUUAUAACUUAAUGUAUUAACUAUAAAUUGGU
Sipha flava (yellow sugarcane aphid) is the source of this 871-nucleotide messenger RNA. Its product is annotated as translocon-associated protein subunit gamma. Gene Ontology annotation, biological process: SRP-dependent cotranslational protein targeting to membrane. The coding region runs from base 168 to 728 and encodes 186 amino acids. The transcript has 5 exons. Gene Ontology annotation, cellular component: endoplasmic reticulum; membrane. Lineage: Eukaryota; Metazoa; Arthropoda; Insecta; Hemiptera; Aphididae. The record is from RefSeq and is a predicted model, not a curated record.